Messenger RNA from Struthio camelus australis, 753 nucleotides. The record is from RefSeq and is a predicted model, not a curated record. NCBI's taxonomy places the organism in Eukaryota, Metazoa, Chordata, Aves, Struthioniformes, Struthionidae.
AUGGAGCAGCAUAGGAGCGCCUGGGGACACUUUGGGGACAUUGGGGUGACAUCAGGAGGGACUUUGGGGACAUCAGGGGACCCUUGGGGCGACCAAGGAGACCCUGGGGUGGACUUUGGGGACAGAACUGAGGGGACACCAGGGGGACUUUGGGGACACCAGAGGACACUGAGAGGGAGCAGAGGACCCUGGGGGGACUUUGGGGGGACCGACGGAACCCCUGGUGACAACAGGAGGGAGGGCAAGGCGGUGCCGAACCAGUACCGGUUCCUGGCCAAGCGUGGCGGGUACCUGUGGGCGCAGACCCAGGCCACCGUCAUCGCCAACAGCCGCAGCGCCCAGCCCGAGGGCAUCGUCUGCCUCCACUUCGUCCUCAGAUGGCUGCCCUCGUGCAAGAUGGCCACCCUCAUGCAAGAACCGCCCGGAAGACCCACCCCUGGGUGCAAGCGCCUGCCCUCGUGCGAGACAGCUGCCAUGGCGCGAAUGAGCCCUCCCCGCUACCUGCCGGGAGACGUCUGCCCUCGUGCGAGAGUCCGGCCCUUGUGUGAGUUCCUCCUCGUGCAAGAUUGCAGCCGUCGUGCGAAACCCCCUCGUAAUCUGGCCGUCGUGCGAGAGUCCGGCUGUCGUGCGAGAACCUGGCCCUCAUGUGAGCCCCCCUCGUGUGAGAGCGUGGUCCUCAUGCGAGAUGCCCUCGUGCGAAAGUUCAGCCCUCGGGCGAGUCCCUCCUCGUGCAAGAGUCCACCCAUCAUCUGA